AUGUUCGGCAAAAGAGACAUCGAGAACCCACCCGUCAUGAACCCAAACUGUAAAGUCCAAGAUGGAUUUGGUGCUUUAGCAUCGUGGAUGGCACUUGAAGCUGACAGCGAAUCUUUUGUAUUUCAAAAAUUCGACGAUUUAAGUGCCAGAAACUUGCUUUACCUGCAAUGCGAGAUGCUCGAUCUGAGACGUCAGCUUGAGGCUUUUGAUAUGAAAGUAGCUAGGCUGGAUGCUCGCAUGGACUUGAAAGACGCUGCUAGGACCUGGGAAACUCUUGUGAGGAUGAGCGCAGAAAAAGAUCCGAAUCCUGAUGUCCAAAAUUACAAAAUUUUGAUCGAAAGACUGAGGGAAACUGUAAAAGAAUACCUCCGAAGUGCUAACUUAGUUCGCCCAAGCAAUAGAGCUUUGAAAGCUUUGAGAAGCUGGGUCGAUGGGGGAACCACUCGAAGACCCGACGGCACGAAAAUAAGACCCAUUCUUGGUGGUCUAGCAAGGGAUUAUCUCGAUAAAGAGGAUGGCCUCGCAGUCAUCAAACCGUUAGACGACGUGGUCUUGCUAUCAAAGAUGCUUAGAAACAUCUGGCCAGUGAAGAGAGAAGUUUCUCGAGACGGCAUCAACCUGAUUGGGAGAUUCCAGGAGCGCUCGAUAACCCUGACAGUCAACAUUAUCAGCGUUGUGGUAGCGGCCAUACUCCUCCUAGGCUCUAUCACUGUUUCUAUUUCGUUCAUACUCCUUGGAUUAAAUUGA
Molecule: messenger RNA, 747 nt
Organism: Mollisia scopiformis
Lineage: Eukaryota; Fungi; Ascomycota; Leotiomycetes; Helotiales; Mollisiaceae
Exons: 3
Coding region: 1-747 (248 amino acids)
Source: RefSeq, a predicted model, not a curated record